AUGGAAUACACUUUUUUAACGUCCAGGGUCAAUACUUACAACAAAAAAUUAAGCAUUAAUGUAAAGUGGCGGCCCCCACCAAGGGGUUGGUAUAAGAUCAAUAUUGAUGGUGCCUUCAGAAGUGACUAUCUUGAAGGUGGUAUCAGCGGAGUCAUUCACGACUAUAAGGGCCAAUGGCGGACAGGUUACCACAAGAAAAUACAUGCAAUAUCACCAAUCCAAGCAGAACUUCAAGCAUUUUGGCAUGCGCUUCAACUAAUUAUCAGGGAACAAAUAUUCCCAGUUGAAGUAGAAACUGAUGCCACGGAGGUCAUACGUUUUCUUCAGGAUGAUUAUCCAACUUACAAUAAUUUAAUUUGUGAAUGCAGGUGGUUAAUAAACAAGGCAUCCGUGCAAUGGAAAAUCACAUUGAAGCAUAGCUUCCGCGAAGGGAACAUGGUUGCUCAUCUUUUGGCAAAAGCAGCACUAAUGCAAAGUAGCUAUAAUAAAUUAUGUGUCUUAGUUUUGCCACCUGAAUUUGUAAUAGAUGUCUAUGACAAAGAUCAGAAUGGUUAUAUAUAUGUUAGAAGUUGCUCUAGGGACCAUUGUGGUCAUAUGGCUGCUUUAGGUAAUGACAAUGCCUUACAUGGCAUAAUAUUAGCCCAAAAUGGCAUAUAUAAUAAUGACAAUAUUAAGGGUCAUGCGCCCUAG
Messenger RNA from Nicotiana attenuata, 690 nucleotides. RefSeq lists its product as uncharacterized. The transcript has a single exon. NCBI's taxonomy places the organism in Eukaryota, Viridiplantae, Streptophyta, Magnoliopsida, Solanales, Solanaceae. Bases 1 to 690 code for a protein of 229 amino acids. Gene Ontology annotation, molecular function: RNA-DNA hybrid ribonuclease activity; nucleic acid binding. The record is from RefSeq and is a predicted model, not a curated record.